Molecule: messenger RNA, 1358 nt
Organism: Spizellomyces punctatus DAOM BR117
Lineage: Eukaryota; Fungi; Chytridiomycota; Chytridiomycetes; Spizellomycetales; Spizellomycetaceae
Exons: 3
Coding region: 623-1123 (166 amino acids)
Biological process (GO): regulation of transcription by RNA polymerase II
Cellular component (GO): transcription regulator complex; PcG protein complex
Molecular function (GO): RNA polymerase II cis-regulatory region sequence-specific DNA binding; DNA-binding transcription factor activity, RNA polymerase II-specific
Source: RefSeq, a predicted model, not a curated record
UUCUCCACCGUGCUUUCUACGACGGCGUUUUUAAAAAAAGUCUACUCAUUCCCCCCCGCCUCUCCCCGUAAGAAAAUGGAUGCUAUGACCCAUCACAGCCAUUCCCCUUGAGAAUCACGGAUCUCAAGUUUUGUUCCCAGACCAAGGACUCGCAGUAUUUAUGCCACCUUUUAAAGGACGCCAAACGUCCAGGUGAAAAGAACACAACUUCAAGAUAAUGUUCCUUUGAAGCGAGUUUUGUUCUAUCCAUGGAGUCAAGAUACAAAAAAAGGGGAGGGAAGACCCACAUCCGCUCCCAUUUCGUUACUGGCACUUACAGUUAAAAAAGGGAUACUCUUUGUUGGGCCCCGUCGUCUUUUGAAUUACUCGCCGCCCCUCAAAAGUUACUUUAAACCUUUAACGGAGCUUUUUUGCUUUUUUUCUUUUUACGUCGACGGCUGUUGAGGGUCCCCUGCGUUCUUCAAGUGAAAGUUUAUAGAACUUUAUAAGGGGUAUUUCGGAACCUUUCAGCAAAGAACCCCCCGCUCCUCCCCGUGCGCAGAGUGGUGAACAAAAGGUCCACUUCUAGUUAUUUGAACUCGGCCUUCAACAAACAUCCCCUCCCCCGCAAACCUUUUCAAAAAUGUCUCAAUCACCUACUAGCACCCGCUCACCUACACCUCCCGCCCAAUCCCCCAAAAUGCUCAUCGCAAGUCUCCUUAACCCUAUCAACAGUAUCCAUUUACCACCCAUUGAACCCCUCCUUCAUUCCAAUCGGCGCAACUCACUUCCCGCUCGGUUGUCCGUGACGCAGAAAGUGGAGCGACGAAGGGCGUCUUCGUUGCCGAGACGGAGAUAUGUAUGUGAAGUCGAAGGAUGUGGAAAAAAUUUUAGCACAUCUGGACAUUUAUCCCGACACCGCCGCCUUCACACAGGAUCCAAACCCCACGCAUGCCCAAUCCCGACCUGUUCAUCACGGUUCUCGAGGCAUGAUAACAUGUUACAGCAUUACAGAGGCCAUGUUCGGAAAUUGGAAAAAGCCUCCACAAAGGCGUUGCCGAGGGGACGGAGGGCGAGUGCGCCGGAUGUUGGAAAGGAAGAGAGUGUCAAGAGUUUUGUGAUGCAUCUUGAACGGUUGGUUUGAAAAGUUUGCAAGGGAACGCUUCAUUGUACAGACAAAACACUUUUUGUUUUUCAUUUGCAUUUCAUGCAAAAAGGGAACAUUCCUUUUUUUUAUAUAUAGUUUUUGGUUUGGUAGUUUUUCAAAGAAACGUCAACGUUUGGGAAAACCUUGUUUAUAUAUCAUUGUACAUAGUCUGCAGUGCGCAACAUGUGCGUCCUUUAUUAUUCUUUCAACAUGUAUUGUUGAUUUGUUCGGA